Rhinocladiella mackenziei CBS 650.93 is the source of this 1839-nucleotide messenger RNA. RefSeq lists its product as uncharacterized. Bases 1 to 1839 code for a protein of 612 amino acids. Lineage: Eukaryota; Fungi; Ascomycota; Eurotiomycetes; Chaetothyriales; Herpotrichiellaceae. The transcript has a single exon. The record is from RefSeq and is a predicted model, not a curated record.
AUGUAUUUUGGUUAUCUGCCCCUCGUUGGCGCGAUCUUUUUGACCUUCGCUACUGCUCAAAAUACCGUCUCUCUCGCGGUCUCAGCUCAACCCACGUCAGGCGCCUCCGGAAUCAUCAGUCCCUCAUUCGCCGGCUUCGGUAUCGAACCCUCCAACCUCUUCUCUUUCACCGGAGGGAGCUCCGAGAACCAACUCACCAGAACUUUGCUGGAAAAUUUGGCCAGCUACAGUGGCACUCCACCGCAUUUGCGCAUUGGGGGGAAUACACAAGACUAUUUCAUAUGGGACGAGUCUCAGAACGACUAUGUCUGCGAGCCGAAUCCCAAUCCCGUAGGUCAGGGAAACUAUCCGACUGAUUCCCUCAUCGUCGGUCCCCGAUACUUCGAAGUCAUCAAUCGCUUCCCAAGCAAUACCCCCAUUACCUUUGGUCUAAACUUGGCCUACUCGGAAUCUGAUUACAUCGAUCAAAUCACCACCAUGGCCACCCAGGCUGUUAGUCGCCUGACCGACGUAAACUUGGUCUCCUUGGAAAUUGGCAACGAACCCGAUCUUUAUCUGCAGAACGGUUUUCGAACUGGGAAUUGGGGCGGUCAAGUCUACAGCCAGGAGUGGUUGGAUCGCGCGAGUGCCAUCUGGGAGCAAGUUCUCCAACCCAAUGGUAUUCGAAGCGAUUUCUUUGAACCGGGCGCCACUGCGUCCACGAUUGGUACCAGUUUCGAAAUUGACAAUCUCAAUGAGUUUGGGAUCACCGUUCCCGCCAAUGGCUCGUCCGAACCAUACAUCGCCAGCUGGAAUCAGCAUGAUUAUUAUUACUACAUUGGAGUCUCCACCUACCCCUUGACCCAAUAUCACUUCAUGACGUUGUCGACCACCAAUGAUCAGUUUGCGGCGUGGGAAGAGCAGAUCCAACAGGCGCUGAACACGGGAUAUCCAUAUGCUCUGCGUGAGAUGGGUGUAGUUGGCCCGAUUGGGAUGGACGACAUCACCGACGUUUUUGGGGCCUCCCUGUGGACCCUCAACUUCUUGUUUUAUGCAGCUACCCUCAACAUUUCUUCGGUACAGAUGCACAUGACCGACAAUAGUAACGCCAGUGCCUGGCAGCCAGUCGAACUCUACGGGAACCCGCCGUUUGUCCGACCGAACUACUAUGCCUUUGCCGCCUUUGAUCAGACCAUAGGCCCCACGUGUCAGGCUCAGGUUGGCGGAUAUGUCUUCCAUGAGUUCCCCGAUCCUUAUGGCGGUCGGAUUGCUGCGUAUUCCGUCUACCAAGAUGGUACCCUUGCAUCGAUUGUUCUGAUCAAUUCCAACCCCGCCAACGUGUCUGAGACCAACAAGCCCACCUUGACUUUCGAGUUAUCACUGCCGACGCAAUUUGCUGGGGAGGACUUGUACCUGGCCUAUCUCACCAAUGACGGGGCUGACGCUAAGCACGGCACCACCUGGGAUGGAGUGAGUUAUGAAGAAAGUGGUGACGGCACGGCCACCAGAGUGAACGAUACUGCCGUGCGGGUCACGAUUGGUGAUGAUGGCAGUGUUGACGUCCCUGUUCGAGAUACACAAGCGGUCGUGGCAAAUAUUGGGUCGCCGAUCGGUCAGCGAGCACCCAACAGCAGCGCAUGUUCCAAAUUGGUGGCCAGUACUUCCGACGCGAAACCCGUGUCAACUCCUGUCGGCACGAGCACCGCUGAUGCUUCAUCGUCGACCCAUUCCAAUGCAGCAUCAAGAACAGGCAGCAGUACUCGUGCAACUAUCACCAAUGGCGUUGCCCGUAUGUCUAACAUGAUUUUUGGUACAUUUGCAUCCUCAUUUUUGACAGGAGUUUAUUUGCUCGGGAUAUAA